GGCCCAGCACGUUCAAAACCUAAAAAAACUCAAAAACUCUGAAGUUAUUAGGAAUAAUAUCUGUACAUAAAUACAUACAUUUAUUCUGUUGGAUCUAAUGGAUUAUACGGAAGAUAAUAGAAAGCAGACUUCGUUAUCUGGAAGGCAAGCUAUUAGAAGUGAGAGUGGGUUUUCAGCAACGUGCUAGUCAAAAUGGUUUUAGUUUUAGUGUGAAAUUUUUAGAGGGCCUGUUUGCUGUCAUUCAUCAGAUCCACCUAAAAAUCGACGAUUUGCAAUCAUUUCUUGAAACAAAUAUCCACUCGAGCACAGCUAGUCUGAAUGAAACAGAUUCAGCAAAGAACACAGAAAUGAUCUGCAAUCGGGCUGUCAAAAAGACUGAAGAGGAACACUUCGCUAAUCUACAAAUUAAAAUCAGGAAACGGCAAUACGACAUCAUCAAUCUCGAGGAGAGGUUGGCCAAGCUGGAAAAGCAACGGGAUCACCUACUGGAAAAAUCAUUUCAAGAGAGACAUUGGCUUAAGCAUAGAAUAGCAGAAGAGCAAAUAUAUUUGCAGGCAGACAUUAAAGCAAAUGCCAAGAGGGACGAAACUCUUCCCAAUGAGUAUAAAGAGCAAAUCAGCACUCAAGCAGCCCUCAUAAAAACUCUGGAGGAGAAGUUGUCCAUUUUGGAAAAGGAAACAAAGUGCAACAAUCAAAAAUUAGCCAAGCUGCAAGCGGAUUGCCAAUCAAAUAAAUCUUUGAUGGCUCAACACAAGAAAACAGCCAUCGAGCAGAUGGUUGAGCUUAAAGCAAUGAAAGAGGAGACGAGUGACAACAAACUGAAACUUCAAUCAUGUGUGGCCAAACAGGAGGAAAAUGAACAACUUUUGGAUACAUUUAAGGCACAGCUGAAGGAGAGAGAUGACCAAAUAGCGCUCCUGGAAUUGGGAAACAUUUUAGAUUCGUGCAAGAUGCAAGAGAAAGAUGAUCUUUUGAAGGAUCUAGAAGAUAGAGUGGCGAAACUGAAUGAGUAGUGCUCCAGUGAAUCAUUUAAACUUUCUAGCUAUUUCCGAGAAAUAUUAUGGCAUGGUACUUUUAUGGCUAUCCGCAGCUCUACUGCUCUGUGGGGAAUUCCCAAUUUUAUUAUAUAAACUUCUUUGUAUGGAAAAAGUAGCAAUAAAGCUUCAACCAUACACAUAUUCUAUUUUACACAAAACUAUUAUCCGCUAUAUUUAUAAUCCCCUAUGCGCCUUAAUAUGAUAUGCCCUACAGAGUGCUGCGGGCAGCCAUAAAGCUGGUAAAAAAUCCCAUAAGCCUUUUAGCCCCUUUGGACAGGCAGAGACAUACGAAUCAUUUGAUGGAAGAGUUUACAAAUUUAAUUGAAUAAAGAAAAUAUGUAUCCCGUUUA
Messenger RNA from Drosophila subobscura, 1387 nucleotides. Its product is annotated as titin homolog. The record is from RefSeq and is a predicted model, not a curated record. The transcript has a single exon. The coding region runs from base 348 to 1013 and encodes 221 amino acids. NCBI's taxonomy places the organism in Eukaryota, Metazoa, Arthropoda, Insecta, Diptera, Drosophilidae.